Molecule: messenger RNA, 1863 nt
Organism: Vicugna pacos (alpaca)
Lineage: Eukaryota; Metazoa; Chordata; Mammalia; Artiodactyla; Camelidae
Source: RefSeq, a predicted model, not a curated record
AAUUAGCUGUGACUCACAGAGCACUCUAAACGGCCACAGUCGCCUCGGGAAGAAGGAAAAAUGUGCAGUUCCCCCUCGCCUGAGGGCCCGACGUGCCGGGCUGGGCCAAUCAGCGGAGGAUGGCGGGAAUCGCACCAAAGCCUCAGGAGUGCAAGUUGCUGAUGAAGUAUGUCGCAUUUUUUAUGACAUGAAAGUUCGGAAAUGUUCUACACCAGAAGAAAUCAAGAAAAGAAAGAAGGCUGUCAUUUUUUGUCUCAGUGCAGACAAAAAGUGCAUCAUUGUAGAAGAAGGCAAAGAGAUCUUGGUUGGAGAUGUUGGUGUAACCAUAACCGAUCCUUUCAAGCAUUUUGUGGGAAUGCUUCCUGAGAAAGAUUGUCGCUAUGCUUUGUAUGAUGCAAGCUUUGAAACCAAGGAAUCCAGAAAAGAGGAGUUGAUGUUUUUUUUGUGGGCACCAGAACUAGCACCUCUGAAAAGCAAAAUGAUCUAUGCAAGCUCCAAGGAUGCAAUCAAAAAGAAAUUUCAAGGAAAGUGGCCUCACUUCUUGAGCUGGCCAGUUCUGUUUGACUUGCCACUGGGGACUGGGAUCCUGAUGAGAUGGCCAGAAUGGACUUACUGUUCCAGCAGGAGGGAGUGUUGGGAUAAAACACGAAUGUCAAGCAAAUGGACCAGAAGACCUCAACCGGGCUUGUAUUGCGGAAAAGCUAGGUGGAUCCUUAAUUGUAGCUUUUGAAGGAUGCCCUGUGUAGAUCGUCAUUCAGUGCCACAAAUCGAAAGCUUCUGUGUUUAAUGUUCUCCUCUUGCUAUAUAAGUAAAGCAAAUACGUUUAGGCCGGGGACUCACUGAGGGGGGCUGUCUUGUCAUCAGUUAGAGUAAACCCACUAUUCUGUGAACAUGUGCAGGUGGCCCUAAAUAAAUCUGAAAUCUAAAGUUUUAUUGGUGUGAAACUAUAAAUUCUUAUUGGCCAAAUGCCUGUUUUGAUGAGUUGGCUUGUAAAGAUUUUUGUUAAGCUCAUGAUUUUUAAAUAACGCAGUUCACAAAACUGUACAAGGCCCUACGGAGAGAACUGUUGCAUCUUUGUUAACGUCAGCAGUUACUUUGUUUCUUUUGCUUAAAGAGUUGAUCAUAAUCUGGUUAUAAUUUUGGUCCCAAUUCUUUAUUCUCUGCUAAACUAAAUUGAAGAAUGGAAAGUAAUUCUCCUCAUUAACAGCACUGAUAGACUAACUACAGGAAGAUUAAGUCAGGCGGCCCCUUGAUUCUACCAGACACGCCACGAGGCUGCCUGGAAACUGCGUACACUUAGAACCAGCAGCGCUCAUCUUUGCAAAGCACGAUUUCACGCACGUGGUUGGAACACAGGAAGCAGCUCCCGCAUCUGCGGUGAGCUGUCCCCUCACUGGUCCGGAGGCUGUUCCGAGAGUGAUCUCGCACCUUGGAAAUCAGGAGACUCUGCACUGUCUUGUAACAACUAAUUGUAAUGCAAAUUAGGGCUCCGUUGUAACACACUUUGUUAAUGAAAACGGUUAAGAUGCUAUAUUGACAAACGGGAACACCCGUGAUGUCUUUAAUUAUGUCUCCUUCGGAACUUUGUUGCUUCUGAUUCCAUAAGGUGUGGAAGAACAUUACGUACGUUUACUCUGGGGCCUGGGAGAACGUGAUUUCCUAGAGCAGUUUGCCGACUGCAUGUGAGGCGGGGAGCAGGUGUGAUGGACGACACCCACAGGAGGCCACUGCCCAAUGACACUUGGAAGAGAUUGUCUUUAACACCACAGGCGUAACACUUUGAACAAUAUAGAGAUGCACGAACAGUUGAGUUUAGAAGUAGCAGUACUGGCUUUAUGUAAUAAAGGAAGCAUUUUUAACUUC